AUGCCUUUUAGCGAUCAUGCCCCUCGGUUGGGCUUUCUCAAGGAUGCUGCCAGCUCUCUGGAUUCUCUCAGCCCUUCCACUGCGGCUCAUCUAAUGGCCGUCCAUAACCAAAUCUUUCUCGACGAAAGCAGAGCAUUAAACCAGCGACAACAAGAAGCUUCUUGUGGGGCUUGCGGCAGCAUACGAACCCCUGAGUGGACUAAAACCAUUCAUAUCAAGAAGAAAAAUACAAAACGUUCCUCAGCAGCCCCAGACGGGGCCAUUAUCUACAAGUGCCUCCGCUGCCGUCGGCGCACAGUGAGACCGUCUCGAAAGGAGCCUGUUCGCCCCAAUAUUUCGUCUAAAACAGCUGCAGCAAUAGACUCUAUACCUCCAGCAGCUCUUCCUGCAGUACAACAUCCUGAUUCUACCGAGACUAAACCUACUAGUAAGACAGCCGAUAAUGCGAGCAGCAAGAAACGGGCCAAGGCAAGAAAACAGGGUGGAUUGCAAGCGCUAUUGGCGUCUAAACAACAAUCUCGGGCUAGUUCUUCUCUGGAUUUGUUUGACUUCCUCCAGCAGUAG
Molecule: messenger RNA, 564 nt
Organism: Aspergillus bombycis
Lineage: Eukaryota; Fungi; Ascomycota; Eurotiomycetes; Eurotiales; Aspergillaceae
Product: ribonuclease P Rpr2/Rpp21/SNM1 subunit
Exons: 1
Coding region: 1-564 (187 amino acids)
Biological process (GO): RNA processing
Source: RefSeq, a predicted model, not a curated record